This is a messenger RNA of Periconia digitata, 2127 nucleotides long. The record is from the annotation of a GenBank genome assembly. NCBI's taxonomy places the organism in Eukaryota, Fungi, Ascomycota, Dothideomycetes, Pleosporales, Periconiaceae.
UUCCCAUGAUGAUGAUUGAUAUGAUUGAUAGAUACGCGCCCAACCCAACGGCAACCCAACAUGCAUCUCACAUUGGACUAGGUGCUACACGUAGACUGACCAGCUUGCCAACUUACAAUACAAGGUCUAUACAUGCUCGAGUACAUGUAGUACCCAGGUGCCCCUCUCUUUUCUCCCCCCUCUCCUUCAAUUCACCCCAGACUACUGCUACCUGCCUACUUAGCCACAGCAGCCAGCCAGCCUUACAGCCGACCACUACUGGGUACAUACUCACUUACGUACUCAUCCAUCCCCCAUAGCCACACACUCUUACACACGCGCGCGCGUCGUCCCAACUUCUUCAUCCCAUCUCUACUAUCCUCCAAGCAGUCAAGUGCCCUGUCAAUCUGCCGUGCGCGCCGGCAGGAGUGGAUAACGCGAGAGUGGAGCAGUCAGCGCCGCCAGGCCAGCCAUCGUGGAACUGGUUCCGAAGCAUUGACUCGUUUCUUGACCGCCUUCCACUUACUCACCUACCUCUUCCUUUCUUGCUUGCUUGCCUGUUGCGACUAUUCCAUUUCUUCUUCUUCUUCCUCUUCUUCCUUUCUUCUUUACAUACUAUUCCCCCCGGCCGCUUGUUGAUCGAGCCUUCACCGCAUUUCCCGCCCUCUUCUUUUCACUCUUCACCCAUCCAUCCAUCAAAUACACAUCUCCGUCGCUCGCAACACUUUCCUCGCCUCUUGUCUUGCGCCAUCUCUGUCCCUGUCUGUCUGGUAGACCCCAAAGGAACAACCUUCAUCCGGCGCCAUGGGCAUCGGCGAGACCAUCACCGUCAUCAACAAGUCGGGCAAGGUCGUGAGCAGCAGCAAGCACAUUGUUGGCGUCUUCAAGGAAGCAAAGUCGGCUUAUCGCGAGCGCAAAGCCGAGCUCAAGGCCGAACGCGAUGCCGCGGCCGCCGAGCACAAGAAGCUACGCGACGACAUGAAGUCGCUGCAGCUCGACGAUGACGCGCGAUCCCAUGCCUCCAAGCAUUCCAGAGCAAACACCCACCGCUCGUCCAAGUCACGACGUCACCACUCGCGUCCCCCGCUGGAGCGCGGUUACACCGACUCCUUCUUCGCAAACGACCCCGAAUCCCCGCGCUCCCCACGUUCGCGCUUCGAGCAGGAUCUCGCCAGCCAUGCCAACCAGGCCCACGCCCGCGAAAUGGUGCGCCGCAACACAGAGGCCUACGCUGUCGCCGCCCCGCAGGAGAGGACCACGCGCUCCCGCUCCGAGUCACAUAUUGACAUGGACCUGGCCUACGGUGACUACAUCCCCCCGCCUCUGCCUGUCAAAAGGUACGAAGACGGUGAGCUGCGCGAGCAGGCCUCCAAGCUCACGCGUCUGCUUGAAGAGGCCAAUUGCCUCCAGCACUCGGCUGUCACCACCAUCGAGAACCUCCAAAAGAAUCCCGACGCCUUGGCCGCCGUUGCCUUGACCCUGGCCGAGAUCAGCACCAUGCUCGGCAAGAUGGGGCCGGGCGUCCUUCUCUCAUUCAAGAGCGCUUUUCCGGCCAUUGUAGCCCUGCUCGCUAGCCCGCAAUUCAUGAUUGCUGCCGGCGUCGGCGUCGGCGUGACCGUUGUCGCCCUCGGCGGCUACAGAAUCAUCAAGAAGAUGCAAGCGAACAAAGAAGAGGACCGCAUGCUCGAAACCCCUCUGCAAGCAGCACCUCCCAUGUCCGUCGAAGACUCAUUCCACGGCCUUGACGAGCUCGAGCCUCCAGAGCUGGGCCGCAUCGAGCUGUGGCGCCGCGGUAUCGCCGACGUCCAGGCUUCCAGCAACGGCACCUCCGUUGACGGCGAAUUCAUCACCCCGGCUGCUACCAGGCACCUCGUUGCAGAGGGCAUCUUGGACGAGGACGAUAUCAAGUCGCGUCGCAGCACGCGCUCGCGUCAUAAAUCCCACCGCGCCCCGGAGUCGGUGCGCUCUGAGAAGACGUCCAAGACGGCCAAAACGGCCAAAACGAGUAAAUCAACCAAAACUCGCAAGACAACUGCUUCUACCGCAGCCAGUGGAACUACUUCGCGCAGCCAUACCGUCAGAGAGAAGCGCGAAAAGGAACCCUCCCUGGUGAGGCAGCUGUUCCGAUCGCGUACCGUUGCUUACUAG